This is a messenger RNA of Galendromus occidentalis (western predatory mite), 1984 nucleotides long. Its product is annotated as hexosaminidase D. The transcript has 9 exons. Gene Ontology annotation, molecular function: hexosaminidase activity. The coding region runs from base 100 to 1515 and encodes 471 amino acids. NCBI's taxonomy places the organism in Eukaryota, Metazoa, Arthropoda, Arachnida, Mesostigmata, Phytoseiidae. The record is from RefSeq and is a predicted model, not a curated record.
CACCGAGUCGUUCACUUCGAUCUCAAAGGAGCUCCGCCGAAGAUCAGUUAUUUGAAGAAAGUCCUCCCCAUACUCAAGGAGGCAGGGGCUACAGGAGUCAUGAUGGAGUACGAGGACAUGUUCCCAUACAGUGGAUCGUUGGAGCCGGUCCGAGCGGGAAACGCAUACACCGUGGAAGAGCUGGAGGAUCUCUUGAGUUUCAUUACCGUCGACUUGAAACUGCAAGUCAUACCGCUCCUCCAGACGUUCGGUCACAUGGAAUUUGUGCUCAAGUAUGAGAAGUUCCGACACCUCCGGGAAGUCGAUGAGUUCCCAGCAGUAAUCUGUCCAUCCAAAAACGAAUCCUUCAAUGUCAUCAAGGAAAUGGCGAAUCAGGUCAGACUCGAGCUCCGGGAUUUUCCGGCUGUCAUGGCUCUGCAUUCGAAGUUCCAAGUUCGUUAUUUCCACAUUGGAUGCGACGAAGUUUUCCAUCUCGGAGACUGCAGUAUAUGCCAGACGAAGCCGAAAGACGAGCUUCUGUUAGGCCACAUGGCCCACAUCGCAGCGUACGUGCGAAAUGAUCUCAAGGUGAUACCUUUGGUCUGGGACGACAUGAUGAGACACUUCAGUGCUGAACAAAUGAAAAGGUUCCGUCUCGAUGAACUCGUGGAACCGAUGGUUUGGACAUACGUCAAAGACGUGUACAGGUUCAUUCCGUACUCGAAUUGGAUGACUUUCAGCGAAACCUUCCCAUACAUCUGGGCCGCGUCGGCAUCCAAAGGUGCUUUCGGUGAAACGCUCACGGUGCCAAAUGCGAAACAGCAUCUCGAGAAUAAUUUGGCUUGGCUAGAGGUCAUUCAGGAACAGAAGAAGAAAUUCAAGCUGUUCCGGGGACUGGUCAUCACGGGAUGGCAGAGAUACGAUCACUUCGCAACGCUGGCGGAGACCUUCCCAGCAGGUUUUCCGUCAUUGAUCUUGAGCUUGCUGUCGGCGACCGCCGGAGGUUUCACCGGCAAAGAGAAUCUCAUUCGGAGUCAGAUGUUGAAGCUCCUCGCUUGCCAAGACUCUUCACGGAGACUGGAUCUCGAAUCAGACGAAAAUCUGUACACAGCGAUGGGCCGAUGCAAUUUUCCGGGCUCAGCUGUCUUCAGAAUGACCGAGACUCAUCGCGACACAAUCAAGCGAGCGAACGAAUACUAUGACGGGGUCACGAUCCAUAAAGCAUGGUUGACACCGUACAACGUUCGACGGAAUUUCACUUUCAUAGACCGAAUAGACGAGGGUCUCGAGGAGUUCUCGUCCGUGCAGUAUACCGUGAGGGUUUUAGUCGAACAGGCACGCGAUGCCUUACGUGAAGUUUUCGAUGAGUACACCGUUGCAGAAUGGAUUGAGCAGAAUAUUUACCCCACAAUACUCAAGCUGGAUGAGCUUAAAGCUGACGCAGAUGCGAUGAGGCUGGCCCGAACCUGGCCGCGGAGACCUCUGCCCAUAAAUCCGGAUCUUCAGAGAUUCGACAUCGGUCGCCGAGAACUCUGAGAGAUCAUAGACCAACUUUGUGAUUUAGCGAUAUCAUCCCGUCAAAGGAGGGUUUUUCCCUCGACUUUAGUGGACAUCGCUCACCUCCUCUAUCAUACUCAAAAAUCUGCUCCUCCUGAUCGGAUCCAACCAAUAACUCGAGGCACCCGUCGGAAUCACAUUGAGAUCCCAUCGAGGAGCUCAUCCUUCGCAGCGUCCCAAUCGAACCAGCUGGAUCAGCAGUCGAAUUCUGACCGAGUCGUUCGUUUUCUUUGUGAGCGAGAAAAAAUCUCUAUCGAAACACUGGUAGGGAGCGUUUCCCGUUUGUGACGCCAUGCCAGCAUGCGUCAAGAAUCUCCACGAAAAGAUCCCACAACAACCUUAGACUUAGAGCUCGAGCCACCACAGAGAGGAGGGGUUCUCGCCAUGUCUUAUCCAUUGUGAAAGGUUAAUGUACUCUAAGCGGGACCGGGAUAGGAGGAGGAUUGUA